Messenger RNA from Thyridium curvatum, 858 nucleotides. RefSeq lists its product as uncharacterized. NCBI's taxonomy places the organism in Eukaryota, Fungi, Ascomycota, Sordariomycetes, Thyridiales, Thyridiaceae. The record is from RefSeq and is a predicted model, not a curated record. The coding region runs from base 1 to 858 and encodes 285 amino acids. The transcript has a single exon.
AUGCUUCACAUACUCUUAUUGCUGCUGUUGGGCACCGCCUCCGCCGCAGUACCCGACUGCACGCGCCAUGCAUUGAACAUCAACACGAAGCGGUACAUCGCGGCAUUGGCAACGGGCCGACAUGAAUGGCUGGAGUCCAUCCUCACUCCCAACACAACAUACUCGCAGAAUCUGGAACCCGCUCCGAUCGCCAAAGUCACCGUUUCUGCAACUCCUCUGACCAUAUCCUACCACCGCACGACGUACGACACCGUGCAGUGCGCGACACACACAGAGAUCCUGGUCACCAACCCUGUCAACCCGUACAUGAUCGCCACGCAGCUGCGCUUCGACCCCUUCGCGCAAAAGCUGGCUUCUAUCGAUACAAUCGUCACGGUACCGGGAGAUCUUCUCUUCAACGCAACACACGCACUCCACUACUACCUAGCUCUGGCCCAGCCCGAAGGCCACGGGGGCUCCUCGUGGGGCAUCCCUAUCGCUCCCGAGAAGCAGGACUCGCGAGCGGUGCUGCAGUCGGCCGCAGACGCCUACUACGACGUCUUCUCCAACAAGUCCGUCGUGGUGCCCUGGGGCGAGCCCUGCACGCGCCUGGAGGGAGGCUACCUCGACGCCAACGGCACGUGCGACAUGGGCAUCCCGGACGUCACGGCAAAGACGGAGAACAGGCGAUACGUCAUCGACGAAGACGUCGGGUCUGUGGCGGUGCUGUCCAACUUUGGUAUCCUGGGUCCCGACGUCCACGAGUUUCGCAUCGCGGGAGGGAAGAUAUUCGGCAUCCGGAGCAUGACCGUAUGUAAGGAAAAGGACGACUGCGGCCUUUCACCGCCUGAGGGGCUGCGGGAAGAGGUGGGAUGGUAG